This is a messenger RNA of Peromyscus eremicus (cactus mouse), 558 nucleotides long. RefSeq names its product keratin-associated protein 4-3-like. The coding region runs from base 1 to 558 and encodes 185 amino acids. Gene Ontology annotation, cellular component: keratin filament. The record is from RefSeq and is a predicted model, not a curated record. The transcript has a single exon. Lineage: Eukaryota; Metazoa; Chordata; Mammalia; Rodentia; Cricetidae.
AUGGUCAACUCCUGCUGUGGCUCUGUCUGCUCUGAGGAGGGCUGUGGCCAAGGCUGCUGCCAGCCCAGCUGCUGCCAGACCACCUGCUGCAGGCCUACUUGCUGCCGCCCCAGCUGCUGUGUGUCCAGCUGCUGCCGCCCAAGCUGCUGUGUGUCCAGCUGCUGCAGACCCAGCUGCUGUCAGUCUGUAUGCUGCCAGCCCACCUGCUGCCGCCCCAGCUGUUGCAUUUCUAGCUGCUGCAGACCUUCCUGCUGCCGCCCCAGCUGCUGUGUGUCCAGCUGCUGCAGGCCUUCCUGCUGCCGCCCCAGCUGCUGCAUUUCUAGCUGCUGCAGGCCUUCCUGCUGCCGCCCCAGCUGUUGCAUUUCUAGCUGUUGCAGCCCUUCCUGCUGCCGCCCCAGCUGUUGCAUUUCUAGCUGCUGCAGCCCUUCCUGCUGCCGCCCCAGCUGUUGCAUUUCUAGCUGCUGCAGGCCUCAGUGCUGCAUCUCCAGCUGCUGCCGCCCCAGCUGUUGCCAGACCAGCUGCUGCCGCCCAGCAUGCUCUAGCAGUUCUUGCUGCUGA